CUCCUUUCCCUUGUACAGCUUUGAUCUUCAUUCCCACAUCUCUUCUUUCAAUUGCCCUUCCUGUUAUCAAUCGCCAAUCAAUUCAUCAUGUCAGACUUGCUUGCAGACUCAACAUACUCUCCACCCCGAGGAGAACCCGAUCCCUACCUGGUGAGCUCGUCGCCAGGGGACCGCGAAGGACUACACGACGCAGCAGUUAAAGGGCAAUUCGAAGAGUUCCGGCCCGCCGCAAAUAACAAGACAUGGAUCAUCAGCGAGAGGUAUUGCCGCAUCGGGGACUCGGUCGACUCCUUCGAGCCCAUCCUGCACAACCUCUGGUAUCUCUACUACCAAGGGGGGCGGUACAUGUCCCAUGAAAGCACGGAACAUGACCGACUGGUGCUGGACGUGGUCCGCACCCGUGGCCUCGGCCCUCUGACCAGGCCUGCCCCUAGCGGCUGUGGCAUUGACAUCGCCCGGACCCCCGCGGGGCCGUCGACGCGAGUGGACGGGGAUCGCCUGUGCCAGAUUGCUCUAGUGCUCUUCCGCGAUGCCCUUGAGACGGAACGAGAGUUUGGCACUGCCAAAGCGCUUGCAGAUGCCGACCCGCGACGCACGAUGCUCGAUCUUUCUAUCGCCGCCUUGCUCCCGGCCGUCUGUACGUGGCUCAACGAAGCGGGACGCAAUCUGCUCCUGCUCUCGGACGCGUCCUGGAAUAGUUGCCCUGCGACCAUUGCCCAAUGCGGCGAAACCUUCAUCGAGUCCGAGCUCGGUCGACGAGCACCGGCGGGGUUCAGUCCCUGGAGAUGGAUGUACUGGCUGAAGCGACUGCAUGAAAUUGGUCGCCUUGCUGAUGAGGCGUCCGAGAGCGGUCUGAAAGAGUGCGCCCAAGACGCGAUCGAGACCAUGUUGGGGCAUGUGGAGGAGAGGAACUCGAAGAUUCUCCGAGUAUUCGAGGGAGUGGACGAUAAGUUGAAGCAGGAUCCCGACCUGGUGGGGUUGAAGAAUUUGAUGAAAGAGGAUGAGGGUGAUGCUUCUGAGUGAAUUGAAUUUCUGGAUAGAUUUAUUUCUCUUUACUUGUCGCAGUGAAUAUAUAUUUUGGGUUCUACUCCACAGACUGUUCUUUUGCCGUUGAGACCUUUGAAUUGCUAGAUCGUUUGAAUCUCACUUUAGUCUUUGUAUAAGUCGAUGAAACUGAUGAAUAAAUGCAAAAAG
Messenger RNA from Aspergillus campestris IBT 28561, 1194 nucleotides. Its product is annotated as DUF3632 domain-containing protein. NCBI's taxonomy places the organism in Eukaryota, Fungi, Ascomycota, Eurotiomycetes, Eurotiales, Aspergillaceae. Bases 88 to 1023 code for a protein of 311 amino acids. The transcript is spliced from 2 exons. The record is from RefSeq and is a predicted model, not a curated record.